AUUAAACUAGACGAGUAAAUUGUGCCGCAAAUCUAGCUGGCCGAGAUUUGCCGCCUCUAAUGUUGACACUAAGCCAGACGGAGGGGCGGAGUGAGAGCUGUGGAAGGAGCUAAUGGGAGGAGGGAAUCAGAGAAGUGGUUGUAGGAGGAGUCGACCCUCCUGGUGGGGUGCGCAGAGGCAGUCAGUCGGUGGGAUGCCGCCGCGCUAGGCAGACGGUGACUCCCCCGCGUCUCCCAGGCCGUGGCACCACACACCUGCUGACGCCUCUCGCUCGGCCUCUCGGGGACUGGCAUGGCACUCAGCGACCCAUGACACUAUGAGAGGACUCAGCAGGCGGUGCAGGCAUUCCCGAGUGACACGCCGAGACUUUACUACUCUGAUACCCGUUUUCUAACACACGACGUACAAGAGUGCACGUGUAACUCUUCCAGUCAUCCAUUUCCUUACACAAAUAUUACAAACGAAGCUGAAUAGUGCUAAAUGAGAGUAAGGGAAGCAGGGAAAAGGCUCACCUUCUUCCUGAGUCUGAGGAGGUUCCGUGAUCGCCUCAGUCAUCGGGGGUAAUGAUUCACUCUGCCGUGGCCAUCGGGCUGGUGCUGGGCUGAGGCUGAGGGUGCCUGCCUGAGCCCCGCCGCCCUCCAGCCCGCCCCGCCCCACCCCCAGGCUCACGCACCACGCCCGCCCUCCCUCCCUCCCUCGCCGCAGCGGGCUGACCAACAAACCCACGCUUACUACUUCAGGUGUGGGGGCGAGGAUGGACCGUCGGCUGGUGCUGCCUCUAGCCGCCCUUCUCCUCCUGGGCCGCGGGGUGCGGCCGUACAGCGACAAGACGGUGGAGAUCGUGGAGCUGGUGGUGCCGGAGUCCCCUAAGGUGGGCGACGACGUAACGCUGACCUGCCGCUUCAACCUGGUGGGCAACAACCACCGCCUCUACACCGUCAACUGGUGGCGCGGCAAGGACCAGUUCUACACCUACAAGGGCACCACGCUGGACCGCAAGCACGCCUACUCCUUCCAGGGUAUUCAGGUGAAGGAGGAGGCGUCGACGGAGGAGUCUGUGGUGCUGCAGGACGUGUCGGAAGACACUUCGGGGUUGUUCAAGUGUGAGGUGAUGGGCGAAGGUCCCUCCUUCCGCACCGCCGUAGCCAACAAGACUAUGACUGUCGUGAUUCCACCGAGAAAGGUGGAGAUCCUGGCGCGGUCUCAGCCCGACCCGCCUGUGUAUCAAGUGGGCGAGACGAUACACCUCAACUGCACAGCGACGGCCGCCAAGCCUCGCGCCACCCUCACCUGGAAGAUUGAUGAUGUGCCGGUGGAAGGUCAUCACGUUCUGCGUCUCCCUGAUUACGAGGACCAGCGGGGCCGCAUCACCUCCACUCUUAACUUGGCCUGGGACCCUCCGGCCUACUUCCAUAGCAACGUUGCCAGGGUGGCGUGCCACGCGGUGGUCGGCGGCCACACCACCAUCGCCACCAAGGACAUCUACCUCAACCCAGCCUCCAGCGCGGCACUCAACCACCUGUACGCCUCCAAAGGAUGUCAACUUUCGACCACCUGGACCAUCCUCAACCUGGUCUUCUUCUUCCUCGUGCGGCACUCGCCCUAGCACUGCCUGUCGCUGACUCACAGGUCGUGCCCAUCUAAUUAAUUAAAGUGGAUAAGACGCCAUGAAAUAAAAAAAAAAGUAUCAUGUAAGAAAAGAGAUAAAGGAAAGGAAAAAGAAAAAGAAAGUGUUUAAACUAAAAUCGAGAGGAAAAAACAAACAUUUUAUCAAUUUUUCCUUAGGAAUAAGAUCUAACGAAACUAAGGAAUUAUAAAAUCAUAAAAUAUUGAAGGUAAAGUCGAGAGAUAUAAAAAUAUUCCAUUACUUUUCCUUCGGACUUUGAACCAAGCAUCGUCUCGUAUUCAGUCAUAACAAUCCCACGGCUUUGUUAUCCGGUUUUUGCUUCCUGUUCAGGCGCAAGCGACUCCUGUCUUGGCGAGGAAAACGAUACCUGCCCUUGUGUCUGUGUGUCGCUGAGAGGAAUUAAAACACCAAAAGACAGAGAGACAGAAAGGCUUGAUGUAAGUGGCGGAUGCGGGAUAAGGGAAUAAACACGGACAAGGACACUGGCCAGUCACGCAGCGAACCACAAACACAGCCACGUACGAGGAGGAGUUCUGUGAUGUUUCCUUCCGCCGUUGUUUGUUUUGUUGGUUCCUCUCUUCCCUAUCUUCCUCCUACCGUCGUUUUCUUCCACCCAACCUUCAUGUCUCCUCACUCCACUUACUCUCCUCCACAACUCCUCCUCCAUCUUUUCUCAUGUUUGUCUGUCGCUCUUCUUUCCUAACCACACCUCGACUUCCAUGUCUGUCUCUUCCUUCUCUCCUUUGCCUCCAUCUAUCCGCCUCAGUCAACAUUCCUCCCUAUACGCUACGCAUCUAACUUAACCUCCCUUUCUACUCGAAUUAAGAAAACCCCCAUUACGCAGCUCAUCUAUAGGUUAACUAAAUACGAACAAGUUACUUUCCCUCUGUUCACGAUGGAGUAAAGCAUCAUGUGUUUAUGUACAAGAGAAGACAGGGUGAUCUAAAGCAUAGGCUUCUUAUAAAUAUAAUGGAUUUUUUUCCAUCCAUUAACAGAAAAUUGCCAAGUGCGUGAAACUGUUUGGCAAUGUGUUUAAUUCAUCAACAUUCCUCUGAAAAGCCCCUGAAGUCCCUUAAGCUUCGCAGGAAUUCGAGUACAAGUGGAAGAAAGAAUGCCACUGAAAUGUCCCGAGGAAAGAUGGAAGUACACUCUUGCAUUGGAGAGCCGGACAAACCUAUGUAUUGCAUAAACAUGUAUAGAAAUAUAAAGACGCAUGUAUUCUGCCAGGCGCUUCAAAUGAGUGUUGUUCCUGCAAGUGAUGUUGAAUGACUUCGGAAAUGAAAAGAUCAAGGUGUUGGACAUCGUUAAUGAGAAAACAAUUGUUGAAAAUUUGAAUAAUACGUUUAUGAGGAAGGAAAUAAUGGAGUGCAGUGGCAGGAACUUCCUCUGCGCAUGUAGCAGCGACUGACUGAAUAUCAGUGACACGGUGAGAUGAAAGAAAGAAAUUUCAUUGAGUGACGUAAAAUGCUCCAUUAUGUGUUAAGACAAUGUAAAUAAGUAUAUAAACACAAAAAUAUUUCGCAACGUAAAGCAUUUAAAGAAAAGUUGCGAGUUUGAUCCUGGCUCACGGCAGUUACUCAGCGGAAGAGGUAGCGCUUUCUUAUAACCCUAGGCGGCGCCAUAUGACCUUGUUGUGGCGCCAUGACUCUUACAUGCUCUCCUCCGCAACACGUGACCGAGACGCGAAGCUUGACAAAUGGAAGGAAGGCGGGACCUGCUUGGUAAGGGAGCAACACAACGCUGCCUCUUCUCACCUGUCACCCCCUUCCUUACCUGCCUCACCUGUCUCGCCAUAACAGGAAGUAAUCAGAACGCACACACCCAUCCACCCACUCACCCACCCACAGACACACACACACACACACACACACACACACACACACACACACACACACACAACAGUUAUCUGGUAAGCAAUAUACUUCCUACUAGUAUAAAUAAGAUAAAAUAAUAAUAAUAAAAGAUAACCAUUGACUGUAUAAACAGCUAAAAAAGGACAAUCAAUAUUAAAUUAAACCACAAGGCAACACAACACAACAUAACACAACACAGUACAACGCAACACAACACAACACAUGCAACACGCCCGUCAAGGUAUUGGGGAAGUGGGAAAAAAAAAAAAAUUGUGAAGACACUAGCGAAUAAAAUGGCUCUCUGAAAAUGAAUAAUGAAAGAGAACAUUCCACUCCCUCUUCAAGCGUCGAUAAUAUUAAGGUCAGUGGUGAUGUGGGAGUCUGUGGGGCGCCUGUGUGCUGUGUAUUUGACCUGCUGCUAUGUGCCUCGCGUGCUGUGUAUACUAAACCGCUGACGUGAAGUGUGUAGUAAUGGAAAGAAGACGAAAAACAUACAGUACUCUCUUCCUCUAUCUUCAGUGCUGUCUCUCAAUCUCAAGUCCGCUGAUACACUAAGAAUCAAUCAAUGGUCAAGUUUUGUAAGGAGAUUGUCAGCAGAUUAGAGGACUUAAGACAGGGAAAGGUAAAACAGUGGUAGUGAGUGCAGUUACAUUUCUCGGCUUCUAACCAAGACUGUGCCGCCACACCCACAGCUGCUCCAAAAAAAAAAACUAUGUAUUAAAAAAAAAAAAAAAACAAGAAAAAUUAUACCAAGAGAAAGAAAAAUCCGCUCUUUUAUAUCAAAAAAAAAAAAAAAAAAAAACUAACCUGCAAAAAGAGAGAAAAUGGAGGGAAAAAUAUUAGUGGCUUGUAUAUCCGCAUUUUAUUUUUACUUCUUUUUAAUCCACGUAUUUUUUUUUUUUUUUCUGGAGCUAUCAUUCAUCGCAUGACGAAGACGCAGGUGUAGGGAGAAGGAAGAGGAGAAGAGCCCCAGACAUCCACUGCCCUCGCCCCGUCAUGUCCCUCGAAGCCUGUCUCGCCCCUCCUUAGCAUUACAAAUUAACAGCCGUAGAUCAAAUAUAAAAAUCAAUGUAU
Messenger RNA from Scylla paramamosain (green mud crab), 4554 nucleotides. RefSeq lists its product as uncharacterized. The coding region runs from base 755 to 1606 and encodes 283 amino acids. The transcript is spliced from 7 exons. NCBI's taxonomy places the organism in Eukaryota, Metazoa, Arthropoda, Malacostraca, Decapoda, Portunidae. The record is from RefSeq and is a predicted model, not a curated record.